Sinocyclocheilus anshuiensis is the source of this 2243-nucleotide messenger RNA. Its product is annotated as glutamate-rich protein 3-like. The transcript is spliced from 12 exons. The record is from RefSeq and is a predicted model, not a curated record. NCBI's taxonomy places the organism in Eukaryota, Metazoa, Chordata, Actinopteri, Cypriniformes, Cyprinidae. The coding region runs from base 156 to 2120 and encodes 654 amino acids.
UGGCUGUCAUCAGUUCCGCGCGAGGAAAGGUGUUGAGUUUUCAGAGCCGGGCAGACAGAUGAGCACAUAGUUUUAAUGUCCUCUGGAUUAAUGAAAGCUCUCCUAUUAUUGCUUGAUUGCUUGAUUCAUAUCAAAUAUCACUGCGCACCGACAAAAUGAGUCAUCUGAACCAAGAUCUUAUUUCAGCUUACAGUAGCUUAACUGACAAACAUCUGACCGGAUACUUCAACAAUGCAAGAAUACGAAGACAUCUUAAGAAAGUUGGUCUGAUCACUCGGAGCGGCCGGAUUGUUCCUGAUAAGGAGUACAAGCACAAGCUGAUCCAGCGAACACAUCAGAGACAUGUGAGGGAGUGUCUAGCUCAGGCCAUUUUUCACAAAGUGCUAGACAUGGAGCGCCUUCAUCAAACUGAGAUCAGGAGAAAACUUGAGGAAUUUGCACGGAGGGAACGAAUCCACAAAAUGAAGGCUGAGCGCACCAAGAGAUAUGAAGAUGAACCAAUGCUAAUGCUGUCACCCCGGCCACCCACAAGGCCAAAGAUCUCACACGCACGGCAUUCUGGACCGGAGGAAGAGCAUUCUGAGUCAACAGAAUCUCUGAGUUCCUCCAGGCCAAACACGGCUCCAGGGAAGAUGCAGAGGCCUGGUCGACUCAAUCCCCUGAACAGCAAUAGUGCCAUGUCCUCUCUGAAGAGAACUUCCCCUCGACACAGACCCCGGGACCAUGACUCCUCCAAUGACACCGAUCAGCCCCUCAGUUAUACGCUGAACAGAGACGCCAUGAAACAUUUGACCACGACAGACUUCUCUAGCACUGUCUCGCCCUACCGUCUUCCUGUCAUUAACAACUAUGUGACCCCUGUGCCACCCCUCACAAAGAAGAAAGAAAGAGGGCAGAGAGCGAACGGCACACUCAGGGGUCGAAAGUUAAGACCCACUACGGCACCAACAGCUGCUACAGAGCCGUCUUCUCUCCAGAGGACAUCAGCCCAGAGUAAAGUAUUAGUAAGCAUGGUGUACUUUGGGAAGAGUGUUCACCUGUCCCAUGAUCUGAUGGACCUCAGAGAUGAGGUGAAGGUCUUUCAGCAGCACUGUGGAGGAGAGAACCUGUGUGUCUACAAAGGGAAUCUGAGAGAGGGAGAAGUGUUCCAGUUUGUGUCAAGACGUCACCAAGGAUUUCCCUUCAGUCUUACAUUCUUCCUGAAUGGCCUGCAAGUGGAUCGGCUCAGCUCCUGCUGUGAGUUCAAACACAGGAAAGGCUCUCGGCUGGGGGGCAGACACGGACACUUUGGAUUUUGCGGUGUGGAGGGAGCCUCUCCAUGCUACAAGUGUAUUAUUGCCAUGGGCUUGGACAAAAAACCCACCCCUCCUCAAAAAAGAGUGAAAGAGGAGCUGCCAACCUCUAAAUCCCCUGAUGCUAAGGAGGCCACAGAUGUAGAUGAGGACAUAGAGACACAGUCUAAUGCAGAGCUUGACACGCCUCAGGAAAUGGAGACAGAACCUAAUCGAGAAACAACAGGACAGAAAAAGACCAAAGAUGACUAUGAGGAAGACUUUGAGGCAGAUGAUGAAGGGCCAGUUGAAGAUGGUGAUGAAGCAGUGGAAAAUCCAGCUUCUGUUGCUACUGGGGAAGAAAAAGAAUCUGAGAUCAGGGAUGAAAAUGACAUAAAUGAAGAGAAAAGCAACUCUGACAGCGAUGACACCAAUAUGUCCAAGGUCAAAAGGUCAUCAUCUGUCUCAUCUGGUCGAACAUCCAGCUUGUCCAGCAGUGACAAUGACAACAGAGAAAGAGAAAUUGUGGAGGACACCAAAGAAAUCACCACUUCUGAUGUUCCAGAGGAGAGCUUACAUGCAGAGGAAGUUCUCACCACAGCUGAGACCAAACCGGAGGAGACAGAGGUCACAGAGUCCAGCGAUGUUACAUUGCCUCAAGCUGCAGUGGAAGAUUCUGGGACACAGGAUAGUCCAGGGGAUGGCAUGGAGAAGAGCGACCUGGAAAUGUCAGAAGACACAGACAAGAAAGAGGGAACUGAAGGUGAGCAAUCUGGGGAGGAUGCCAAACCUUUAGAUAAGCCACAAGAAAAUGAACCUGAGAGAGGUGAGUGUCUGCAUGUAAACUAGUGCUGUGUGUCUGUCAUGAUCAAACCUUGUGUGUUUAUUCAUGUUGGCUUUUACAUCAGAACUGGAGGGUCUUUUUUUUUUUUUUGGUAUUUGAUUUUCUACUUUCAGCUUUGAUUGCUGCAA